UUGACUGCGACGCCCUUCAAAUGGACCAAGCUUAUUUUAGGUGGUGGCCAACGGGUCGAAGCCCAAGCGAUGAUGGAAGAAGUUGUCAACCUAUUGCGAUGGCGGGUGCACUACUGGAGCGAAAAACAACCGGAGACAAUGGUCUUUACUGGAAAGUGUGUCUCACUGAAAGUCAUUGCCUAAAUGUCACGGAUCUAUGCUCAGAUCUACCCCCACAAGAUAGUUGCAGUAUUUGCACCAGGGAUACAACCUCGGUAACGGAUGCCCCUACGCCUCGCUUACCGGGCGAAGGAACUCUGACCACGACGUCACCUGAUCAACCCAUGCCGAGCGGACUUACACCAGAUCAGACGGAGUCUAGCAACACGGGGAACUCAAGUCAUAAUACGCAAAACGGACACAUUCCAGACCAGCUAAGAAUAGCUUUUAUAAUUGGCGUUGGGGUUGGUGUCGGUGUUGCAGUUUUAUCUUUUAUCUUGGUUUGCUGCUUAGUCAUCUACAUCCGCAGGAAGAUGAACAGGAAUAGAAAUCAAGAUCAACAAACAAGCAGGACCAGCUACCAAGUGGAUAGUAACCAUUAUAGUACAAUUGAGCGACCUCUCCACAAUGGCAACGGAAGAGCUAUGUUUACAAUAUCGCCUCAAUCGUCGGUUGACUCGGGAAGUCCCAGAACAAAGAGGAAAAUGAAGAAGAAAAAGAGCAAGAAGCCAUUGAUUGCAUCAAGUGAUAUGAAGCUUGAACCCCUAGCGACAGGUCCAUAUACAGAAUAUUACGCUGACCGAUCAUUGUCAAGCUAUGCUGGCUUGCAAUCAGUAGCAAGUGAAUCCGCACUUGUAAAAGGUCCAUUCAACAUAUUUGCAGAAUACCAAGAACCCGAUCUUGUAAUGCCUAAAUCUGUUAACAUGUGCAUGUUCGAGGACAAACGAAUGAGCACAUCUUCUUCAUUUGGCUCGUUUAAACUACCAGGCGAAUAUAUUGACCCAGUGGACCUUAAUGGACCAAAUAAAUCUAAAGCUGAAAAUAAAGACAAAGAACCUGAAAUAAGCGGUGGCAGUGGCGUGAUGUCGCCAGAUCAAGGGGCACAGAAACACUUUAAGCAAAGGGGUGACGAAAACGCAACAACUUCACCAAUGUGGCAGGGGAAGCUGAAAGGCAAACAGAAGAAGAUUGAAACAUCGGCUUCUUGCAAGGAAACAAGCAGCAGACAAAGUCCAAGUUCACCGGACAUCCCCAAAGAUGGAGCUUUAUUUCAAGAAUUGGUAGCAACGCUUAGUAAGAAGAAAAAGCCUGUAUCAAAGUCCGAAUCUACUCCACUUGACAUCGAAGGUGAGAAUCCUUAUGCAGAGGUUAGUGAAGCCUUCUUUUCAAACGAAUCGCCAAGAGUGUCUCGCCAGCGCAGCCACAGUCAACCGAUGGUUUCUACACUUGCCGGGUAUCGAACCUAUGAAGAAAUCAAACCAAUGGGUCAUCAGGCAAAAAACAAAGAUGAUCGAAAUGACGUGAGUGUUUUCGCCCCUGCUAAUCCAUAUUUUGAAUUGGAAGAUCCUAAUGCAUCAAGGACUCAUUACUUUGAACUGGAAAAUCUUAACGAAGAAACCUCCAACCAGCAAUACUUCGUACUUGAGAAACCCAGUAGUUUGCCGUUAGAUUCUAAAAAGAAAAAGAAGGGCGAUGAGCAAAAAGCAUUCUAUGAUCAAUAUGACAAAACGGCUACACUUUAUCAAAAUGAUAAAUGUGCAGUGAGUGGCUCUGGUUUUCGACAUAACCACUUUGAUUUAUGCGUUGACAAUGACUCCAAUACGUGCCAGUUAAAUGGUGUUAAUGCAAAGGCACCAAUGUAUUUUCAGUUGGAUACCCCACGAGAGAGAUCAAGCCUUGGAUCUAUGGCACAGGAGUAUAUGGGCUCAUCGGAAAAUGAAUUUGGUAAAGACCGGAGCACCAGGGCAGAAGGGACAUUGACAUUCUAUCCUGGAGGGAGAAAGAGGGCUUCUACGUACAGUUUGGAAGAACAGGCAUAUGACAAACUCAACCGAAGCGCUAGGAGUAGUCGUUCAAGCAACCGAAGAAGUAUGAUUAAUACCGGUAGCUCUACACCACCCGAUGGUCCUUACUCAUGUAUCUCUGUAGAUGAAGAAUACAACCAAAUUCCGAGACUUUCUAAAAAUAAGAGCGUGAAGAAAAAAUAACAAUGUAGACAUGAACUAUACUAGUUAUCGCGAUUUAAAAAUGAUAUAUUUGCCCUGCCUUGCCUUCAUCGUUUGAAGCAAAAUACAGACUAUAGCUAUAGUCCCUAAAUCGGUCUACGAUUAUACGGUCGCCGAGCAAGUGGGUUAUUACUUACCAGGCUUUUAACUUUCGUGUUUUCUUUUAAAAGUUAAAAAAAGCACAUAGAAAAUGGAACGAUUAGAUUUUACAUGGUGGAGCUCCAGAGGUGGGGGUAGUGAAAAAAGAUAAGAAAAAAGAAGAAAAGGAGUAAAAAUUUGAAAUAAGAAAACAAGAAAGAAAAUAAAUACGGGUCGCGAAGCUCAACAUAAUCCCAGUUGCUGAAUCGGGAAAAAAUGACGUCACCUGACUCACCUUCAGGUGAUCUUGCCCCCUAUCAAAAUAAUUUGGAGCCGCCCCUAGCUGGAUGGGAAAUUAUCAUUUGUUAUGAAUAUGCUAACUCAUUAACACAUUCGUAAAGUGUAAAAGUGUAACACUGUUGAAUAGAUGUUGACAAAAUUAUCAUCAACAUAAGGGGAAGCCACUCAUCAACAAUAUUGUGAGUUUGACUUGUGCUUUCAUGGACAUAAUCAUGACAAUCAUGCUGGUUCUUCUUGCUGUAUUAUGUCUUCGAAAUAGCGGUUCUUGCCAUUCUUUGUUGUUGUUUUCUAAAUAACUACCAAUUAUAUGUACAUGUUAGAUUUGAAACAAUAUAACAUAUGAUUUAAAAAAAAUUCACAAAACUAAUUUUUGCCUCCAUCUUCAUAUGCCCUGUUUAUUUAUUCUAGGAUCUGCAUUUGUAUUGCGUCUUUAUUAAUAUUUCUUUCAUUUUUUAUUUGAAAAAUGGAAUGUAUAUUUACCAUACCCAUCUCCAUUUUGUUAAGAAGGAUCCUAUGUAAACGUUGAUGGAUGAUAACGUUUAUAUGGAAUAGAUGCGACAACAAAACAUUAAUUCAUGGAUGGUAUUCCAUUGUUGCAUUAAAACAAUGUUCAAGCAGACCAUGAUAGUUAUAUUAGACUUUGAUUUUGUUUUAAACCAAUACCACACAUUUUAAAGGAAGUAAUCAAUGCACAAUUGUAUUUGUGAUAAUAACAUGCUAGUAUUUAAUACACUUUCAUCGGCUUCAAUUUACAAAUGGGCCGUUUCAAGAAAAUGUCAAUCAAUUGCAAGUCAAUAUUAGAUCCCAACAUUAAUCAUGAAUAUCGACUGAUUGCUUGUUUGCUUUUUACAACAGAAAAUGUGGCAGAGUUGACUACGGUUAACAUCAACAAUAAACAUUUUAAAUGGAAAUUUCCAAUAAAAGUUCAAAUAUAUGUAGAAAGUUAAUAAGGUAGUGGAGUUAGAUGAUUUAAAGGAAAGCAGAGUUUCAUGGAAAAUAUCCGAUGUACAAAAAUGUACAAGAAUACGAAUGUAAUGUAAAUAAACUUACAAAACAAACACUUUUGGGGGUAGAUAAAUACGAACGGAAGGACAAAGGUGAUGGGGAAUGUGACCAUGUAACAUCCGAUGCAACUAUAACAUGAAGAUUCUCCACAGGCACCUAUCAACCAACUUUAGUUGAAAAAAGGGAGCAACUGUUGAAAAUAUUAUUCAUAGCAGAGUAUUGCCAUGGACCUAUUGCGAAGUAACUUUAGUAUUUGACCUCCAAUGACCUCUGGCACAACAACAUUUUGUUACCCCAAGUGCAUCUAUCACCAAUGUUUGGUUGUCAUUUGACCAACAGUUACCAAGUUAUGUGUUAUGAAACGAGUCUUUGAAGCACAAUAUACAUGAUAUAACGUAUGAAAAGAAAGUCCUGCAGGGACUCUAUAGCAAUGUGACUUCAAAUGACAUUGACCUCACCAUGUGGCCCCCGACAGCACCGCAACAAAAAUGGUACCCCCAUGUUUGGCUACAAUUUGACCAACCAGCAGUUGUUAAAGGUGAAGUCCACCCC
Molecule: messenger RNA, 4139 nt
Organism: Lytechinus pictus (painted urchin)
Lineage: Eukaryota; Metazoa; Echinodermata; Echinoidea; Temnopleuroida; Toxopneustidae
Exons: 5
Coding region: 21-2186 (721 amino acids)
Source: RefSeq, a predicted model, not a curated record